Tigriopus californicus is the source of this 1041-nucleotide messenger RNA. Its product is annotated as galactoside alpha-(1,2)-fucosyltransferase 1-like. Gene Ontology annotation, cellular component: membrane. Gene Ontology annotation, biological process: carbohydrate metabolic process. The record is from RefSeq and is a predicted model, not a curated record. The transcript has a single exon. Gene Ontology annotation, molecular function: galactoside 2-alpha-L-fucosyltransferase activity. Lineage: Eukaryota; Metazoa; Arthropoda; Copepoda; Harpacticoida; Harpacticidae. Bases 233 to 754 code for a protein of 173 amino acids.
CGCGUUACAAAAGAAUGAACAAUGCAUUUCACAAAUUUGAGCAUCGUAAUCAGGUCAAAUUUGGUGCUAGCAGAUUUAUCAGCACACUUCUUGUUCAGCUAGGGUCUUUAAAAUCUUUCAGUGAGAUAUAUUCCGCCAAAUUCGAAGGUCAAUUUCUUUUAAUCCGUAUUGUAGGAGCCAAUCCCACGAGUGUCGAGAACAUGAACUUCUGGUCAAAGCGGGUCGAUACAACAUGAUGAAAACCUUGAAAUUCAAACCCGAUCUCACACAACGAGCAGCCCAGAUCAUCGACCACGUAGUGGCCCAAAUGGGUCGUCCCAAGAAAGAGAUCACAUUCAUCGGGGUCCACAACCGUCGCACCGAUCAUCUCGAAUACUUUGAGAGGUAUUUCAAGAAGAAGCCUCUCAAACCCAGUUACUUCCAUGAUGCCAUGGACAUAUUUCGAGAUGAAUAUGAUCAUCCAGCCUUCAUUUUUGUUUCUGACGACAUGGAGUGGGCUCGAGCCAAGAUCAAGAACAAACUCGGAGAUGUCUUUUUCGUUGGGACUGGCAACCCUGAUUCUGAGGUGGACAUUGGCACCGAUUUGGCACUCUUAGCUUCAUGCAAUGCCACAAUCCUCUCUCGUGGAACGUUUUCUAUUUGGGCAGCGAUAUUGAGUGGAGGGGAAUACUAUACGGAAUUUGGAACCAUCGUUCCCGAGCAUAAGAUCCAUCCGGACUUGGAUUUUUAUCAUCAGGAUUUCAAGUUCAAAUAAGGGUCCCACAUUUUGUUGGUGAGAAUGGGCCAAUGGCAGAGAAGGCAAGACUUGCGUGAUUUUCCUCUCCUCGUGGUCCAAUUAAUGGACCAAGUACCUCUCGUGAAGGAGGUUAAGCAAACCCGGAAGUUUGGUAUUAUUGCUCCCAGUUCCAUGCCGUUCCAAACGAGUCAACUUUCGUCAGAUUAGCCAUAAUAAAACAUUGCCAAUUAGAUUUCUUUGUGAAUCGAUGUGCCAUUUCUCAAAAAUGACCAUUUGAUGCUGACCACUGAAAUAAAUUGAAUGAA